CCAAUCACUGGGCGACCCUGGGAUGAGUGACAGCAAGGCGGUGGACGGGUCGGGAAGGAAUAGCCUCACAGGGCCGAGUGGGCGCUGGGUUUCCCGCGGUCUGAGCUGGCUUAGGCGGAGGAAAAUCGCUCUUAAGGGACCAGCCCACGCGCGUCCUUUUGUUCCAGAGCCGCAAGGCGGGGCAGGCCAAACUUUGUCUUCUAGUCUACUCUCCAGAACUGCCAUGAUUUCCCAGUUCUUCAUCCUGUCCUCUAAGGGGGACCCACUCAUCUAUAAAGACUUCCGCGGGGACAGUGGUGGCCGGGAUGUGGCUGAGCUCUUCUACCGGAAGCUGACGGGACUGCCUGGAGAUGAGUCGCCGGUUGUCAUGUACCAUGGCGACCGUCAUUUCAUUCACAUCAGACAUAGUGGCCUCUAUUUGGUGGCCACAACUUCAGAAAACGUCUCUCCCUUCAGCCUCCUAGAGCUGCUAACCAGGUUAGCCACUCUCCUAGGCGAUUACUGUGGCUCCCUCAGUGAGGGGACCAUUUCCCGCAACGUGGCUCUUGUGUAUGAACUCCUGGAUGAAGUGCUGGACUAUGGCUACAUACAAACUACCUCCAUGGAGAUGCUAAGGAACUUCAUCCAGACGGAGGCAGUGGUCAGCAAACCCUUCAGCCUCUUUGACCUCAGCAGCGUUGGCUUGUUUGGAGCCGAGACACAACAGAGCAAAGUGGCCCCCAGCAGUGCAGCCAGCCGCCCAGUCCUGUCCAGUCGCUCUGAGAGCCAAAAAAAUGAAGUUUUUUUGGAUGUGGUCGAGAGAUUGUCUGUACUGAUAGCAUCUAAUGGCUCACAGUUGAAGGUGGAUGUGCAGGGAGAGAUCCGGCUCAAGAGCUUCCUUCCUGGUGGCUCUGAGAUGCGCAUCGGCUUGACAGAAGAAUUUUGUGUGGGGAAGUCUGAAUUUAGAGGUUAUGGACCAGGAAUUCGGGUGGAUGAAGUCUCCUUUCACAGCUCUGUAAACCUAGACGAGUUUGAGUCUCAUCGGAUCCUCCGCUUGCAGCCACCUCAGGGCGAGCUGAUUGUGAUGCGGUACCAACUCUCUGAUGACCUCUCUUCCCCGCUCCCCUUCCGGCUCUUUCCCUCCGUGCAGUGGAACCGAGGCUCAGGCCGGCUCCAGGUUUACCUGAAAUUACGGUGUGACCUGCCCCCAAAGAGCCAGGCUCUCAAUGUCCGGCUGCACCUUCCCCUGCCACGAGGGGUGGUCAGCCUAUCUCAGGAACUGAGCAGCCCAGAGCAGAAGGCAGAGCUUAGGGAGGGUGCCCUUCAUUGGGACCUGCCCCGAGUACAAGGAGGCUCUCAACUCUCAGGCCUUUUCCAGGUAUCUGCUGUCAAUCCUCUUGUAUCCUGUGUUCCCACCUUCACUUGCAGCCCUGAUCCAGUCCUCCCAGUGCAGCUGCUGCAUCCUUCCUCUGGUGUAAGCAGCUGCUUGGCCUCAAUGCUUCCCUGCCCUCUUUCUUCACAGAUGGACAUUCCUAGCCUGCCAGGGCCUCCCAGUCAUGGGCCCUCCACCACAGCACCCCCACUGGGAUUGGGCCCUGCCAGUCUCUCCUUUGAACUUCCCAGGCACACAUGUUCUGGUCUCCAGGUUCGCUUCCUCAGGCUGUCCUUCAAGCCCUGUGGCAACAUCAACCCCCACAAGUGGGUGCGACACUUAAGCCACAGCAAUGCUUAUGUCAUUCGGAUCUGAACCUCCCCAUUCAAGGACACAGGCAGCAAAGGCAGGAGAUGAUCAAACAGG
This is a messenger RNA of Castor canadensis (American beaver), 1777 nucleotides long. Lineage: Eukaryota; Metazoa; Chordata; Mammalia; Rodentia; Castoridae. The record is from RefSeq and is a predicted model, not a curated record.